AUGAGCAACUGGGACUCACACCGACAAGUGUUUGACCCAACCCCACAACGCAAGUUGAGUGCAAGCAGCUCACGUCGAUGGGGAUUCUGCGUUGGACUGCAAAUGGUAGCUCUGUUUACUACUUUCUUCAUUCUAAUAUGGGGACGUUUGGAACUUGGGACAUCCCAAAUCACGAAAUAUGGUCUUGGUAUCGUCCACAGUGCCACCAUCCUGAACAUCUUCAGCUCAGGGGCCAAUACUCUUCUACUCAACGUCAUUAUCGUCAAUCUGCCGCAACUCCUGCUGUCUAUCACGUAUUUCAACUACAAUGCCCUCUAUACAUGCAUAUCUCUGGCUACGGAGUGGGACAGGUUUUGCGGCGGAACCAAGAAAGGCCUCCGAGUGUCUACAAAGCAGCAAGGCGACCAGCGGGAGACAUACUUCCUCCAACUUCCCUACCGUUAUUCGCUACCACUUGCCGCGUUAUCUAGCGGUAUUCAUUGGCUUAUGUCACAGAGCAUAUUUCUUGUCAGGAUAGAAAAGUAUGCCGGCGACAACUUCACCGAAACAACGUCUUGUGGAUGGUCACCGGUUGGCACCGCCUGUGUUGUUAUUGCGGGGAGUAAUCUCGUCGGGUUCCUCGUUGCCGCUGCCUCUCGUCGUCUUCGCUAUGGAGGGAUUCCUGUGGCUGGUAGCUGCAGUGCGGCAAUAGCUGCAGCAUGCCACCCGGACCCAUCAGAAGGCGAUUCAUUGGCAACAUUGCCCCUGAGUUGGGGUGUUGUUUCUACAACAGAUUACAUGGGCCACUGCUCGUUCUCGAGCAAGGAUGUUGAGAGACCCAUGGAGGGGGGUUUCUAUGCUUGA
This is a messenger RNA of Colletotrichum gloeosporioides, 843 nucleotides long. RefSeq lists its product as uncharacterized. Bases 1 to 843 code for a protein of 280 amino acids. The transcript is spliced from 2 exons. NCBI's taxonomy places the organism in Eukaryota, Fungi, Ascomycota, Sordariomycetes, Glomerellales, Glomerellaceae. The record is from RefSeq and is a predicted model, not a curated record.